This is a messenger RNA of Fusarium verticillioides 7600, 1347 nucleotides long. RefSeq lists its product as hypothetical. The record is from RefSeq and is a predicted model, not a curated record. Lineage: Eukaryota; Fungi; Ascomycota; Sordariomycetes; Hypocreales; Nectriaceae. Bases 1 to 1347 code for a protein of 448 amino acids. The transcript has 3 exons.
AUGACCAGCCAGGAAGAUGCAGAGAGAGUUAUACGGGAGCUCACUGGCGAAUACAAAUUAGAGGAGAAUGUGUUCGAGAACGGCAGAAAGUUCUUGCGCGACCUUCUUUUAUACAUCGACGCCAAAGGUUUUAUGAGAGCUAUAAUGCGUAAAGAAUAUCCAUAUGUAUCUUUUAAGAUCCACUCUAGUCACAUUGCAGUUGAGUUCAACGACGACGGGUUUACAAAAAGAGAUCUAGAACACAUAUGCUUGCCUUCCACCAUCGAGGAGAAAAGCACUGGUGAAGAUGGUCUUAGCUCGGUCUUCAAAUCUACAGCCAAGACUUAUCUCCAGUCAGGUAACUUCUCCCUUGACUUGCGUCUCACUUCAAGCGAGGGGAAAAUAAAACCAGUUUGGGUAUCGCCAGCUGCCUCGAUACCUGAUACACUAACGCGCAUGGUUGUCUAUUUUCACGAUUGCGGCACCGAAGAACAUCUGGAACGCCUGAAGAGCGUUAUUAUGGCACAAUUCGAAGGCUUACAAGCUGAGAGUUUGCUCUUUCUUAAAGCUCUUCGUCGUAUAGACGUUAAGUUCUACGGAAAGGGCGGUGAGCUCCAUCAAUCCAAGCAAUUCCACAAGUAUGGAAUGAAAGACAAUCGUGAAUUACUCAAAACCACCAUUAAUAGCCACGGUAAAGACGAAGAAAAAGGUCAAUUAUUUUAUGUGGUAGGCCGGGGAGCUAGGUUCUCUCUGCCGGAAUACCGAAAAAAUGUUACAUUGGCGUUCCCACUGACCGAGGCCGGCAAACCCUUAAUUGACACCGGAGGAAAGGGUUUAUUCAACGUUUUGCUUGUUAGCAAAUCAAAAUACAACUUUCUGAUGGACGCCGACUUUGAUUUCAACGAUCAAGACAAGCUUAAGCCUAACUCAAAAAGGAAUCAAGAAAUUCGCGUUUGCAUCGCAGCCGCGUUCUUGCAAGCCAUUUCCACGUUUUGCGCCGACCCUAUUCUUUGUUACGAAUGGCCAUUGUUUCUGCCUCCGAUCACUCACCAGACCCCCCUCAGUCGAGAGAUCCGGUACAGGACUCAGACGAAUCUUUUGGUGAAGGUCGAUAAUCAGCCAAUGUUACGAUGCAUGAAUAAGAUGACGAUCCUACCAGAUCAUUUGAAAGAUGAGAACGGACGACCACUGCUAGACCCUUUUGCAGAAGACAUGGUCUUGUCGUCAGACUAUCCUCAACGCGUGGUGGAGAUCUUCAAGGAGCACGGGGUAAAAGUCAUGGAGGACGAGACUCUUUUGAGACGCCUGGAGGCCGAUAUGGGGUUUCGAAUCAUUAAGACGCAUCAUAAAGAUACUACUGAGGAGUAG